Molecule: messenger RNA, 971 nt
Organism: Apis laboriosa (Himalayan honeybee)
Lineage: Eukaryota; Metazoa; Arthropoda; Insecta; Hymenoptera; Apidae
Exons: 2
Coding region: 183-971 (262 amino acids)
Source: RefSeq, a predicted model, not a curated record
GAAUAUAUCAAAUUCUUUAAUUUUUUGCAUCUUUUAAAAUAUGAAACAUAAAAUUUUAUUAUAUGUUGGGUUAUCUGCUAUUUCAUUUGUAAUGCUACUAAAAAGUGAGAAUUAAAUACUAUUCAUAAAUUCGUAGCCAUCUAGCAAUAACGCUGGUAAACAUUGUUAGAUUUAGUAAGUUGAUGACUAAGCUAUUAUAUGUAUAUAUCUUAUUGUUCGAGAUGGAUAUAAUUGCAAGUGUAAAAAAUAAUAACAAUGAAGAUAAAAUUCAAAUGAUUUUUGAGAUGCUUAAACAACAAAUAGAUGAGUAUGAUAUUAUAAAGUUUCAAAAAAUUAAAAAAGAAUUAAAACGUUAUGAAAAAAAAUAUGAAAAGGCAUUAAAAAAGAAAGUGAAACUAUUGAAAAUACAGAUUGAAGAGGAUCGACGUAAAUUAGAAGCUACAAAACAAAAAUAUUACAAAUUAGAAACUUAUGUAAAUAUAGCAGAAAAAGUAAAGUCAAAGAAAAAAAGUAAACCAUUAAAAAUCAAGAUGAUGUUACCUAAAUUCAUACAAAAGAAUCUACCACUUAGUAAAAAGAUUAAAAUCAAAAUUAAGAAAAACGAAAAAUUAGGUAGGCGUGAAAUGCACUUUAUAAACGAUAUUAAUGGACAAACUGUAUCUUCUAAUUUAUCUUCUAACUUAGUAAAAAUUAUAAAACCUACAAUAAAUACUCGAGAAUGUAAAAUUGUUUUACAAAGACUGACGGAAGAGCAAAUGAACAAAUAUAUUAAUCAAAAUAGGUUAGGUCAAGAGCGUAUAACAAAAAAGCGUAUAACACGAGAUUCUUUAAAAAAAAAUAAUGGAAAUGAAAUAAAUACGAUUUGUCCAAAUUGGCAUAUAAAAAUUCCAAAAUCAAUAUUUCAAGAAAAUCUCUUACGCAUUAAUAAUUUUAAUCUAAAUUCAACUUCUAUUUCAAAAGAUGUUAUAUAA